AUGUCGCUCUCGUCCUCUUCGUACACCGCCCAGCAGGAACUCAUCAACAGCCGAACGGAGGCUGUGUUUGCGGCGCUCCACUUGCGGUCGUUCGUCCUGCGCCUGCCGAUCGUGAACGUCCCGGACGCGGAGAAAACGCGCCAGGGCAUCUACGAGAAAAUCCUCAAAAACCGGUCCUUCUCUUGCACGCGAUCGAAUCCGCGAGACGAGCUGACGCGACAGCCGAAUCCAGAUCUAGCAGCGAAGCAGACUGAAGAAGUCGUUCAGAUCCUCUCUGCGCCCUCCUCCGUCGGCUUCGUCCUCGUCGUCGUCGAAGAAUCUGUGCAAAAAAAGGGAACUGGACAGGCUGAAUAUUGCCCAGUGGGAGGCGGCGUCGUCGAAGUCGUCGAUGAGCAUGAAAGAUCCAUUCGAGGCAUGUGGUGUCGUCGCUCCCUGCCUCCGGAGUUCUCGGCGUUGCUGAUGAAAGCCCUCUGUCUCCGCGUUUUCGCGCAGGCCUUCGAGUGGCCCGACGAGCCUUCGGGCGCGGUCGGAGCAUCGCCUGGAGGCGCAGCGCCGGGGGGCGCGGGGGCGAGCAGUCGAGGCACGAAGAACCCGUAUCGCCUCGUAAGCUGCACGGAGAAGGCGCUGCUUCUCUUUCCCAGAGACGCCGUCAAAUUCCUCACGGAGUCUCUCAUGCUCUCCAAACACUGGGAAACGGAACUCGACGGCGGCAGCCACAAUGACCACCCCACCGUCAAAUGCAAGUGUCAGAAGCUGAGCAAGUUGCCGGGAGCGUGGCAGUUUUACGGGAUUUGCGAGUCUCGAUUUCUGAAUUACUGGCGGCCGGGGCUGCAGUUUCGGAACUUCCUUCCGGACGCGCCGCCGCCUGCGCUGUGCGACUUUCUUCGUUGUCGCCAAGGCCACGCUCGGCCGACUCCGAACGGUCGACGAGGCAGCCUCGCAGACGAAGGGACGCACUUCAAGGAGAACGAGAAGGAGGCGCGAGGCUCCAAACACGUCUUAGCGGAAGGUGGUAACUUCGCGUCUUCCUCGUUCAACGGCAUGCGUCAAGAACCCGCGUCCUUCCUCGCCGACGCAACGGGCAUCGCAGCCUCGGGCCCCGGCACUCGCCAGAGCACUCGCCGACAACAGCACGAACUGCUGAAACGCGGGCGCGCAGCCUUCGCUUCCUUUCCCGCCUUUCCACACUCUCCCUCCUACUCUUCCCCAACUGCUUCAGCUUCGCCUCCGGCGUCUUCGACUCCAGCGUCUUCGACCGUAGGCGGGAGGAGACCCCAGGAGACACUCCGAGGGACGACCCGGGAGGCUGCCGAGGCAGGGCGGGGUGCGCCGCAGCCUCUCGCCUCGACGGACGAGGCGAAACUGCAUGCGUCGAGUAGUCAGGGGGGAGGCGGAUCUGCGCGCGAGGAUGUCCCCGCGUCCCUGCCCGCAGAGAAAGGCGAGGAGGGAAUUGACAGGCAUGACGCCGCGCCUUCUCGCGGACACAGCGAUGUCGGCAGUGAGUCCAGUCCGCCUCGAGAGGAGGGGCGAGAAACCUCGGCGAACGGCGAGGCGGUCGCUCGAGGCGAAGGCGGUUUGGCGCAUCUCAAAGGAGGAGACGCGCAAACUGGAAAGGCCGAGCAGGGAUCUGCGGAAUGCGCGAAUGGGGAAGCGACGGCGGGGCACGGGGAAGAGGAGCCUGCCGCGAAACGCACUCGGAUCCUGGUUUAG
This is a messenger RNA of Neospora caninum, 1710 nucleotides long. RefSeq lists its product as hypothetical. The record is from RefSeq and is a predicted model, not a curated record. Bases 1 to 1710 code for a protein of 569 amino acids. The transcript is spliced from 3 exons. Lineage: Eukaryota; Apicomplexa; Conoidasida; Eucoccidiorida; Sarcocystidae.